Messenger RNA from Lactuca virosa, 270 nucleotides. The record is from the annotation of a GenBank genome assembly. Lineage: Eukaryota; Viridiplantae; Streptophyta; Magnoliopsida; Asterales; Asteraceae.
AUGACUAAGGAAGGGGAUGAAUUGAAGGAUCAAAUGGACGACAUCGAGAACAAAGCUAAAACAUUAACAAUGGUCUCGAUUUUGGAAGCUAGGUUGAAAAUGGUGGAGGAUGUUCAGAAGAAUAGAGUUGAUUCCUGGGAUAAGACCAAGUUAGAGCAGGCUCUGAAGAAGUUUAAGGGUGGGGAACAUGUUAGUGAGAAGGUUGGAGAGGAGAAUGUUGAGGACCAGGAUGUUGAGGGUUCGAAGAAAGGAGAUGACAUGGCUUCUUGA